CGGAAAGGCCGUUCCUCACCUCGGCCGAGCACCUCCUGCUCCUGCCCUGACCGAGCCGAGCGCCGGGACCAUGUCGGCCUACUCCAAGAGUUACAACCCCUUCGACGACGACGCGGAGGAUGAGGGCGCCCCGCCGGCACCGUGGAAGGACGCCCGCGACCUCUCCGCCAGGCCCAGCGCGCCUGGGGACCGGCAGCAGUACCUGCGGCAGGAGGUGCUGGGUAGGGCCGAGGCCACGGCCGCCAGCACCAGCAGGUCCCUGUCGCUCGUGUAUGAGUCCGAGAAGAUUGGGGUCGCUUCUUCCGAGGAGCUCGUCCGUCAACGAGGAGUCUUAGAACGCACAGAGAAGAUGGUGGACAAAAUGGAUCAAGAUUUGAAAAUCAGUCAGAAGCACAUUAACAGCAUUAAGAGUGUGUUUGGGGGAUUCGUCAAUUACUUUAAAUCUAAACCAGCAGAGACUACACCUGAACAGAAUGGCACCCUCAUCCCCCAGCCCAACAGCAGAUUGAAAGAAGCUAUAAAUACAAGUAAAGAACAGGAGGCACAGUACCAGGCCAGCCACCCAAACCUCAGGAAGCUGAAUGACCCAGACCCCAUCCCUGAAGGGGCCAUUUCUGCUGUGAGUACCGAGGCUUACCCGAAGAACCCACACCUUCGAGCCUAUCACCAGAAGAUUGACAACAAUCUAGAUGAACUGUCCUCAGGACUGGGCCGGCUGAAGGACAUAGCCUUGGGGAUGCAGACAGAAAUUGAGGAGCAAGAUGACAUUAUUGGCCGCCUCACAACCAAAGUGGACAAGUUAGAUGUCAAUAUAAAAAGCACAGAAAAAAAAGUUCGACAACUUUAAAGACAGUGAAGAAUUUCCACUCCAUUACGAUGAAAACAUUUGAAAGAUCUUUUAAGUUCCCAAGAAAUUUCAUUUAUUAUUUUAGUAUGUAAUUUAACAUGUGUUUGCAAAUAUUAUAAUCGAGUGGGUCUUAAGAGAUUUUGUUACGAGGAA
Messenger RNA from Myotis davidii, 1000 nucleotides. RefSeq names its product synaptosome associated protein 29kDa (gene SNAP29). The transcript is spliced from 5 exons. NCBI's taxonomy places the organism in Eukaryota, Metazoa, Chordata, Mammalia, Chiroptera, Vespertilionidae. Gene Ontology annotation, cellular component: SNARE complex; plasma membrane. Gene Ontology annotation, molecular function: syntaxin binding; SNAP receptor activity. Gene Ontology annotation, biological process: synaptic vesicle priming; synaptic vesicle fusion to presynaptic active zone membrane; exocytosis. The record is from RefSeq and is a predicted model, not a curated record. Bases 71 to 847 code for a protein of 258 amino acids.